GAAUUAGGCCUGGCGAGCGCAGCGAGCAUGCAUCUGCUCGCCCUCUGCUUCGCUAUAUCCCUCGCUUCGCUCGGAAAGGCUUCCGACAGCGCCUCUAUCAUAUCAUCGCGUUGUUGCGCAAGCAGCUAUCAGCUGCUGAUAUGAUUUCAUCAUAUCCAAUUCCAAGCAAGCUACUUCCGGGUCAUCUCAUAUCACAGGUCAAUCACAUGUGGAAAAAAUGGCGAUGGAGACACCGGCAGUGGACAAUCUGGCAGUACAAGAUUUGGACAAUUUGGAUAUUUCCAAGUUGAAUCCACUCUCCCCUGAAGUUAUAAGCAGACAAGCAACUAUUAAUAUUGGUACAAUUGGUCAUGUAGCCCAUGGUAAAUCCACAGUCGUGAAGGCCAUCUCAGGUGUUCAGACUGUCAGAUUCAAGAACGAAUUGGAAAGAAAUAUUACCAUUAAGCUCGGCUAUGCAAAUGCAAAGGUAUAUAAGUGUGAUUGUCCUGCUUGCCCUAGGCCAGGAUGUUACAGGUCAGCUGGUAGUAAUAAAGAUGACUCCUUUGCCUGUGAUAGACAAGGCUGCUCAGGCAGGUUUAGAUUACACAGACAUGUAUCAUUUGUAGACUGCCCUGGUCACGACAUUCUUAUGGCAACUAUGUUGAACGGAGCAGCUGUUAUGGAUGCAGCAUUGCUGUUAAUAGCCGGCAACGAAUCCUGCCCUCAACCCCAGACGUCGGAACAUCUUGCAGCCAUUGAGAUCAUGAAGCUCAAACACAUCCUGAUCCUUCAGAAUAAGAUUGACUUGGUCAAAGAGAGUCAAGCGAGGGAGCAAUACGAACAGAUCCUAAAGUUUGUUCAAGGUACGGUAGCUGAAGGAGCUCCAGUCAUUCCUAUCUCUGCUCAGCUGAAGCAUAAUAUAGAAGUCAUCUGUGAAUAUAUCACCAAGAAAAUACCUAUCCCAGUUAGAGACUUUACUUCAGAACCUAGACUAAUCGUGAUCCGAUCAUUUGAUGUGAACAAGCCUGGAUGUGAGGUGAAGGAUCUGAAAGGGGGCGUGGCAGGAGGUAGUAUCCUCAGAGGUGUAUUGAGGAUUGGGCAGGAGAUAGAGGUUAGACCUGGUAUUGUCUCCAAAGAUAGUGAAGGCAAGCUUCAGUGCAGACCUAUCUUCUCCAAGAUUGUCUCUCUUUUUGCUGAGAAGAAUGAUCUCCAGUUCGCAGUUCCCGGAGGGCUCAUUGGUGUUGGUACAAAGAUCGAUCCCACGCUAUGUCGAGCCGAUCGUCUAGUGGGUCAGGUGCUUGGUGCAGUAGGGGCUCUUCCUGAUAUAUACACUGAACUUGAGAUCUCCUACUUCCUUCUCAGGAGGCUGCUCGGUGUCAGGACAGAAGGGGAUAAGAAAGGAGCUAAGGUUCAAAAGCUGACCAAGGGGGAAGUACUCAUGGUCAACAUUGGGUCCUUGUCGACGGGAGGACGCGUCCAAGCCGUCAAGGCUGAUUUGGCCAAGGUUGUUUUGACCAUUCCUGUCUGCACAGCUAUUGGAGAGAAGAUUGCCCUCAGUAGGAGAGUUGAGAAACAUUGGAGAUUGAUCGGGUGGGGACAGAUCAGGAGGGGUGUCACCAUCAAACCCACGACCUUUGACUCAUAGAGGCUGACCUAGGUCAACAUCAGUAGGAAACACACAUCACCAUGGAAACCUUCCACUUAAUGACAAUUCUUCAUCGGCACCUGUCUGUAUGAUUGUGAUAUCAUUUGUUGAGGAGCUUUGCUUAUUGUCACUAGACUCUGUUUCACAAAAAUUGUUAUUGUUAUCAAGAUACAACAUUCUGAAAUCCUAUCUGUUGACUUUGAGGAUUUCUGACACUUUAUGCCAUCUAUAUCAGAGCUCUAAACCCUGGACUAAGAUUGACUGGGGCUUUUCAUUGUCGGCUUUCGUGAAUGUUUGCUAUGAUUAUGAAAAGUCUCUAUGAAAUAAUAAUAAAAUAUCUCACUUAAAUUUUUGUGAACACACACUAUUUUUUUGAGGCAGUUAAAUUGCUAUCUUGUUCCCAGCAGUAUAUGCCUCUUACUGUUCUUACAGUACUGAUGAGAUGAGAUAUCAGUUUGUGUUUUAAUCAGUGUUUACUGUGUAACAGACCCCCAAAGAACCUUUCAACAUAAUCUCUUAUUUGAAUGAGCUCAUAAAGAUACAAAUAUACAAAUAUUCUUCUCUUUGUUGACAAGUUUGUAUUGGGCAAUUCUAUAAAAUUAGUUGGUCUGGAAGGCUCAUGUAUAGGUCCAUACUGAAAUUAAUUGUCUCAAUUUUGUAGUUGGUAUGAAAUGUUUCAACCCAUCUCGGCUUGAGCAAUUCAUGAAAUGAAGUAAGAUUGGGGGUUGGAUGUGCUACAAGGUCGAUUAUUCUAUGGAAUUGAUAUUAUGAAUAAUCUGUUAAUUCAAAGUCUUCUUGGCAGUCAAUAAUCAAAGUAUAACUUUAUAUCAGUAGAACAUUGUUUAUAGAAUGUUCGCAUGUAACAGUCACAGUGAUGAUACAAACCCCAAAUUGAGCACAGUUUUUAUGUUUUCAUGACAUAUUGUACCAUCGGUCUAUUUGGACUCUGGUUAAGUUGGCGCGACUGUGCUAUUAGAAUGGAAUCAAAGAUCAUGCUUCUCUCCUUUGCUUAUUGCACAUCAAAAAAGUCAUGCGUACCACCAUUCCAAAUGACUGGACAGCAUGAAAUAUUUCACAGUUUGGUAAUAACACGAUACAAAGCCCGCUGGAUAUCCCAUGAAGAAGAAGAAAAGUGAAGAAUAGUGAGUGUAGAAUAGGGAGUGUACAGUAUGUAUCUGGUUCUAUGAAUCUAAUUCUUUUGUAGAUGUGAUACAUAAUUAUGGAACAUCCUUGUUAUUAUUAUUGUAUGAAUAAAUAUAUGUUUACAAAUCGGUAUGUUCUGACAAUAACUUUUAAUACUUAAUUCCUAAUACAGCUAUGUUAUUUAGACCCUUGUCACAGCCAGGGGGGGGGGGCAUAUCCCCCAGGGGGGCAAGGGGUAGGGUUAAAUGACAAAUGCAAAGGUGUGUGGUUGGUCUGACCAAUUUCCAGCCCAUUAUGUCAUAAAAGAAUAGUCCGAAAUAGUUUUCUAAAAAUCUGAUAUAAAUUGAAGUUGCUUCAGGACAGAAUUCCUGGACAGACUAUAUCCCGAAUAGCAACAUGCAAAAUAUGGAAGCAUGUGUAUAUCAAAUUCAUUUACCUAUAUCCUCAAAAAUAUCUGAUUCCAAUUUUCAUUUUGUCUUUAUUUAUGAGACAAAGAAUGUACAUGUAGCCUAUGACUUGUCUAUCAGUUGCUCAAAAAAGAAAAAAAAAAUCACAAAUUCUGAAAAAAUGGCACAGUUUUGGAAAAUGCCUUUUCUGCAAAAACUAAUUUCCGUGGAGUGUUGUGGCCCAGUUGAUUGGUCUCCUGACUGAAAAGGGAUCGUGGGUUCAAGUCCCAGCCAUGGCAUAGUUUCCUUCAGCAAGAAGUUCAGCCACAAUGUGCUGCAGUCAACCCAGGUGAGGUAAAUGGUUACCUAGCAGGAAUUUAAUCAUUGAAAUGCUUGCACACUUUAAAAGGCUGUUUGGCUAAAUCAGGAUAAUACAUCCAAGACAUGUGGAAGUGAAUAUUUUAUUAUCAUUACUCAAAUUUGUGAUAAUAUCAAUUUGGAGGGGAGGGAAAUUUUUUGGGAAAAAUUGAAAAGUUGUUGGUUCAGCAUUGUGUGCAUAAUAAUAUACAUUGUCAUUCCUGAAAUACUCCUCAGGGAGUAGAGAAUGUGUAAGCCUGAAUCUAGUAAGCAGAAUAAUACAUUUUUAUCUAUAAAACAUUUAUUGACAUCAUUGAUCAGAGCGUUGACUCUUCAGGCUUUUGCCUCAUAUCAGUCCCUGACAACUUCCAUAUUAGGCUUUACAUUGUGCAGCCCAUAUAGGAUCAGUCUUCUUUUCAGACCCAGUGACUGGCAACCCUGAUUGGUGUACCUAGUACGGUAUAAAAGAGGAAUGUCCUAACUUGAUAAAAUGCUAUUCAGUUCUCUUUUCCUUUUUUUUUCAUUGUAUCUGUGACAAAUAUUUCUUAUUUUCUUCUAUUUUCCCCUUCAUGGAGCAUGAAGUUAUUUAUCUUAAUAAUAAAAAAAAAUACUAAAUUAAGUUUUGUUAUCUUUUCCAGAUAAUGUUGAUAAUCAGUUUUUCAGUUUUUUUUCCCCCACGUACUUGUUACAUUGUUAGAAAUUAGUUUCCGUGGAUGUGGAACUGUUUAAUGUUCUACGACAUGGGAUGUUUGUUAUGACAUGAAUCUUGUGUAGAAAUUGAAUGAAACAUUAAAUGAUUAAAUUGUAUUCUA
This is a messenger RNA of Lytechinus pictus (painted urchin), 4322 nucleotides long. RefSeq names its product eukaryotic translation initiation factor 2 subunit 3. Gene Ontology annotation, molecular function: tRNA binding; GTPase activity; GTP binding. NCBI's taxonomy places the organism in Eukaryota, Metazoa, Echinodermata, Echinoidea, Temnopleuroida, Toxopneustidae. Gene Ontology annotation, biological process: formation of translation preinitiation complex. The transcript has 12 exons. The record is from RefSeq and is a predicted model, not a curated record. Bases 218 to 1624 code for a protein of 468 amino acids. Gene Ontology annotation, cellular component: cytosol; eukaryotic translation initiation factor 2 complex.